This is a messenger RNA of Westerdykella ornata, 2541 nucleotides long. RefSeq lists its product as uncharacterized. Gene Ontology annotation, biological process: endosome organization; phosphatidylinositol phosphate biosynthetic process; Golgi organization. Gene Ontology annotation, cellular component: lysosomal membrane; endosome; trans-Golgi network. NCBI's taxonomy places the organism in Eukaryota, Fungi, Ascomycota, Dothideomycetes, Pleosporales, Sporormiaceae. The transcript is spliced from 2 exons. The record is from RefSeq and is a predicted model, not a curated record. Gene Ontology annotation, molecular function: 1-phosphatidylinositol 4-kinase activity. Bases 58 to 2352 code for a protein of 764 amino acids.
CGCCAGGCCAUCCGAAGGCCUUUCUCUCGCCGCUGGCUGUCUCCCGGCCUCUCCACAAUGCCGAAAAGCCGUAGACCACCGACAUCUGGCUAUGCCAGAAUCGCGCAAGCGGAAGAGGAAGAGGAGGAAGAUGGCCUGCACGAGCAGUCGGAUGAGGACUACCAUCACGGCACCGUCCUAGACUUGCAGUACACCCGAAUACAACCCAACCGUAGCUCUCGGAUGCGUAUGCCUGGAAGUUCCAGUGAUGCGUCUCCCAAGCUCCGAAGAAUGAGCUUCGGGCGCAGACACCGUAGCAACUCGGGAGUUGACAUUAAGGCGAUCAACGCGAGAUUCGAGCGAUGGGCCGAGGAGAUAGCCCAGAAAUUCAAAAUCAAGAAGUCGAAAGGGAGGCCGGAGGAAGAGCCGCUUGAGAUACAUCAUUCCGUCUUCCAGGCACCGGACUGGAUCCGACCCGCCACCGCCGAAACUCUCACAUUCGACUACGAUGCCUCCGACCGUAUGACUUCGUUACAAUUCGAGGAGAUUGUGGAAAGUGUCAGGCUAGCUAUUGAAAUGGGCACACAUCCAAAGCUCAUUUCGCAAGGCAGCUCUGGAAGUUAUUUUGCGCGGAACACUCAGGGGAAGGUUGUGGGCGUCUUUAAACCCAAAGAUGAGGAACCAUACGCGUCAAGAAACCCGAAAUGGACGAAGUGGAUACAUCGGAACUUAUUUCCGUUCUUCUUUGGGCGCGCAUGCCUUAUCCCUAACCUCAGCUACGUCUCCGAAGCUGCCGCGUUUGUCCUCGAUACACAGCUCCGCACCAACCUCGUCCCUUAUACCGACAUUGUCGCCCUCUCCUCCAAAUCGUUCUACUACGACUUUUGGGACCGUAGGGCUUACUAUAGGAAGAAGAAGCCGCUGCCAGAGAAGGUUGGCAGCUUUCAGGUUUUCUUGAAGGGCUACAAGGAUGCCAACAUCUUCUUGAAGGAGCAUCCCUGGCCAGAUCAACAUAACUCGGGCCUUCGGACGGAAGCGGCGUCCCGGAAGAAGAGGAGGAGAUGGGCGGAGGAUUGCAGACCCGGGGGACCACAGACGGACAACGAGGAUGAGCGGCCAAACGCAGAGGAAACGCACCAGAGGAGAGAGUUUUGGACAGAAAGCCUUCAGCAGUCAUUCCGGGAGCAGCUUGAGAAGCUAGUUAUUCUGGAUUACAUUAUGCGCAAUACCGACAGAGGCCUUGACAACUGGAUGAUCAAGAUCGAUCCAAAGACGGAGCAGGUCAGCAUUGUGGCAGAACCACCACACACGAACGUAUCCGCAGGAGGUGAAAAUGAGCCAAGCCUCUACACCAAACAGUCCAUGUAUGAGCAAGACCCGUACAAGCGGCAAGAGCCAAUGCGAGCAACAAGCCGAUCAGCGACACCGUUGCCUGAUACGUCGGGGCCCAGUGUUUCUAUAGGGGCCAUCGACAAUAGCCUGUCAUGGCCUUGGAAGCACCCUGAUGCUUGGCGAAGUUAUCCAUUCGGCUGGCUGUUUCUGCCUGUCUCUCUCAUCGGCCAGCCGUUCUCCGAUGCCACUCGCCGCCACUUCCUGCCGCUGCUCACAUCGAAGCAAUGGUGGAGCGACACGCAAUUGGCGCUUCGGAAAUGCUUCUCGCAAGAUGCAGAUUUCAAAGAGCGCAUGUUUGCAAAGCAAAUGGCUGUGAUGAAAGGGCAGGCAUGGAAUGUGGUGGAGACUCUCAAGACGACCGACCAUGGACCACUGGAGCUGACACGUAGGGCUAGAGUUUGCGUAUGGGAUGAUCUAGUGGAUAUCCCCAUCGCGGUGCCCUUACGUGCCCCAUCAGCAGAGAUGCGGCGUAAGCAAGAGCAGGAUGAACAUCGCCACCGGUCGGCGCCCGAACACGAAGAGAUGGACAUUACCGCACUUUCAAAGCCGCCACAACAACCGCAGUCCGAUCUCCUUCUCAAUUCCCCACCCCUGGAGCUUGCGAAUGAGAAUCGCUUCAACCUCUCUCGCCAAGGUAGCUCCAUGAAUGUACAUGACCGAGAGCAACCUAUAGCGCAAGCAACGCCCUGGAAGUCUCUUGGUGUCAAUGGCGGAUCAGCCGAUCUAUGGCAGAACCGUCCGUCACACAAGUCCCGCGUGAGCUUCGACGCAUCCCGACACAAUGGAAAAGAAAAUGACAGUCAGAGAAGAAGAUUCUCGCUAAACUCUAGGAGAGGCAACAGCUCCUCAUUUCUUGGUGACGACGACGAAGGGGACCUAGGGUAUGCUGCGAAUGUAGACCUGGAUGGUAACACCAAGAAGGUGAUUGUGGAGAGGCUGGAAAUGGUGAAGGCCAGGAAUCCUGUGUUCACGUGGUGUUAAGUGUUUGAUAUUGUAUAUAUAGGGCAUGAGGGUUAUGGUAAGACGAGAGCUCGCAUAUGGAUGGGUUCCCAAUGGCUGUUGCAUCUGUGUGGCGUCAAUCUAGUUCUGGGGUUGAUAUCUGUUAUGGUACUACGUACCCAAGGGACCUGGAUUGUAUUACUAAAUUCGAAGCCUUCCAUCUAUGCAGGC